UACGGUAGACGUUCCUGCGUCAAGCUCAGCUCCCAUGAGCCUUUGCGUCUGCUCUUUGCUUGUGGUGCUAGCUGUUCAGUUAGCUCGCUAGCAAUUAUAGAUAGAUACAAGUUUGUCAACGCGUUUCUCAUUCGGUAUCUAAAUCUAAACCUACCGCGACACAAUGAAAGAUGUUACCGGGUACCUCAAAACGCAACAGAGCAUCAGUUCGACCCCGGAGAUGGCAUCGGAAUGGCACACACUAGAGGAGUUUUACAACAAAAAGUUGUGGCAUCAGUUGACCCUAAAGCUCACAGACUUUGUAAAAGACCCUUGCUUUGCCACAGGAGAUGGCCUCAUACAACUGUAUGAUAACUUCCUCAGUGACUUUGACCACAGAAUCAACCCCCUGUCUCUGGUGGAGAUCAUCCUGUAUGUUGCCAGACAGAUGACAGAUCCUAAAGAUGCUAUCACUUUCCUUGAGAAGACGAAGGAGAAGGUGAAGAGCAACGAUGAGUCGGUCAUUCUGUGCAAGACAUCUAUUGGAGCCCUUAAACUGGAGAUAAAUGACCUUCCAGCCACAAAGAAAUUAAUUGAGGAGGUGGAGGAGACGCUGAAUAACUUGCCAGGUGUGACGUCAGUCCACGGGCGAUUCUACGACCUGUCCAGCAAAUACUACCGCAUCGUGGGGAACCACGCCUCUUACUACAAGGACGCUCUGCGCUACCUCGGCUGUGUCGACAUCAAAGACCUGCCAGAGACAGAGAAGCAGGAGAGGGCUUUCACACUGGGUCUGGCUGGACUCUUAGGAGAAGGAGUUUACAACUUCGGAGAGCUGCUGAUGCACCCGGUACUGGAGUCCCUAAGGAGCACAGACAAACAGUGGCUGAUAGACACAUUGUACUCCUUCAACGGAGGCAACGUGGAGAAGUUCCAGGCCUACAAGUCUGCCUGGGGAGCGCAGCCUGACCUGGCAGCCAAUGAAGCCAAACUGAUGCAGAAGAUUCAGCUGCUUUGUGUGAUGGAGAUGACGUUCACUCGUCCCGCCAACAACAGACAGCUGACCUUCCAUGAGAUUGGACAGAGUGCCAAGAUCCCCGUGAACGAGGUGGAGCUGCUAGUGAUGAAAGCUCUGUCUGUGGGUCUGAUCAAAGGAAACAUUGACGAGGUGGACCAGAAGGUUCAGAUGACCUGGGUGCAGCCCCGAGUACUGGACCUGCAGCAGAUCAAGGGCAUGAAGGACCGGUUGGACCUCUGGUGUGGGGAUGUGAAAAACAUGGCUGUGUUGGUGGAACAGCAGGCCCACGAUAUCCUCACCUAGACAGGCCUCCUCCCCUUGGUUUAGCCUCACCUAGACAGGCCUCCUCCCCUUGGUUUAGCCUCACCUAGACAGGCCUCCUCCCUCUGGUCUCCUCCAUGGCCCUGUCCAGAACAACCCCCUAACCUCUAGACACUUGUAGAGAUCAGAGAACAUUUGAUAGGUUUAUACAGUAUGAUGAUAGUACCUUGCCCUCUGAUAGUCUAGGUAGAGUUUUGGCCAUAUUGCUUCCACCAGUCAGAUCCUCUCAGACAAGGGUCUAAGGUGUAGGUGCCAGGAUGUUCUUCUGGACAGGGCCCUUCCCCCAGCCUGUUCACCCCUAGAACAGACCCCCCCCCCAUCACAGGAAUCCCCUCUUCGUUCCUCUACCUACCAAUCUCCCAGAAGGACUGAUGCAUCCAACUAACUCAGUUUUUUUAUUUGUAUUUUUGUUGGGGUUCUGUGUACGUUCUUGUUACUUUAUAGCAGUAAAUAAAUAAAAGAAAACAUUGUUCAAUUUUGAAAUAAAAAUGACAAACGCUUGUUGAUUAAACAUUACCCUUCAAGCAUGAA
Molecule: messenger RNA, 1849 nt
Organism: Oncorhynchus keta (chum salmon)
Lineage: Eukaryota; Metazoa; Chordata; Actinopteri; Salmoniformes; Salmonidae
Gene: psmd13
Product: proteasome 26S subunit, non-ATPase 13
Exons: 11
Coding region: 164-1300 (378 amino acids)
Biological process (GO): ubiquitin-dependent protein catabolic process
Cellular component (GO): cytosol; proteasome regulatory particle, lid subcomplex; nucleus
Molecular function (GO): structural molecule activity
Source: RefSeq, a predicted model, not a curated record